CCGCCCCCCUCCGCAGUGUCUGGGCGCCGCCGGGCCGGGCAGGGACGGGUCUGUUAAAGGGCCAGGCGCCUCCGCGGCACUGUGUGGGACCCCCGGCGACAUGAGCCCCCUCGGUCUCCCCUUCCUGCUCGGCGCCCUCCUGGGGCUGGUGGCGGCGGGGCCCACCCAGUACUUCCGGGAGGAGUUCGGGGAUGGAGACGCCUGGAGCAGCCGGUGGGUGGAAUCCAAGCACAAGUCGGACUACGGCAAGUUCAUCCUCACGGCCGGCAAGUUCUACGGCGACGCCGAGAAAGAUAAAGGCAUCCAGACGAGCCAGGACGCCCGUUUCUACGCCAUCUCCUCCCGCUUCGAGCCCUUCAGCAACAAGGACAAGACGCUGGUGGUGCAGUUCACGGUGAAGCACGAGCAGAACAUCGACUGCGGCGGCGGCUACGUGAAGCUCUUCCGCAGCCUGAACCAGGAGGACAUGCACGGCGACUCCGAGUACAACAUCAUGUUCGGCCCCGACAUCUGCGGUCCCGGCACUAAGAAGGUUCACGUCAUCUUCAACUACAAAGGGAAGAACGUGCUGAUCAACAAGGACAUCCGCUGCAAGGACGACGAGUUCACCCACCUCUACACCCUCGUCGUGCGGCCGGACAACACCUACGAGGUGAAGAUCGACAACAGCAAGGUGGAGUCGGGCAGCCUGGAGGACGACUGGGACUUCCUGCCCCCCAAGAAGAUCAAGGACCCCGAGGCCAAGAAACCCGACGACUGGGACGAGCGGGCCAAGAUCGAUGACCCCGAGGACGCCAAGCCCGAGGUGGGCGGCCGGGGAGAGGGGGGCCCGAGGCGGCGCGGGGAGGGCGCCGGGCGCGCUCUGACCCCCUCCCCCCUCGCCGCGCCGCCAGGACUGGACAAGCCCGAGCACAUCCCCGACCCCGACGCCAAGAAGCCGGAGGACUGGGACGAGGAGAUGGACGGCGAGUGGGAGCCCCCCGUGAUCCAGAACCCCGAGUACAAGGGCGAGUGGCGGCCGCGGCAGAUCGACAACCCCGACUACAAGGGCAAAUGGGUGCACCCCGAGAUCGACAACCCCGAGUACACGCCCGACCCCACGCUCCACGCCUACGACAGCUUCGGCGUCGUCGGCCUCGACCUCUGGCAGGUGAAGUCGGGCACCAUCUUCGACAACUUCCUCAUCACCGACGACGAGAAGUUCGCCGAGGAGUUCGGCAACGAAACCUGGGGGGCCACCAAGGAGGCGGAGAGGAAGAUGAAGGAGCAGCAGGACGAGGAGCAGCGGAAGAAGCAGGAGGAAGAGGACAAGAAGCGGAAGGAGGAGGAGGGCGACGACGAGGCGGACGGCGGCGGCGACGACGACGACGAGGAGGACGAGGACGAGGAUGAAGGCGACAAGGAGGAGGAGGACGAGCGGGGGGCCGCCCUCAAGGACGAGCUGUGAGGCCGGGGCGGCCCCCCGGCGCCCCCCCCGCGCCCCCUAAUGUCUCUAUGAGACCUGGACUUUUUUUUUUUUUUUUUUUUAUGGGUGUCG
Messenger RNA from Rhea pennata, 1537 nucleotides. It is a transcript of the gene CALR, whose product is annotated as calreticulin. Gene Ontology annotation, cellular component: endoplasmic reticulum membrane; endoplasmic reticulum. Lineage: Eukaryota; Metazoa; Chordata; Aves; Rheiformes; Rheidae. Gene Ontology annotation, biological process: protein folding. The record is from RefSeq and is a predicted model, not a curated record. Gene Ontology annotation, molecular function: calcium ion binding.